This is a messenger RNA of Homarus americanus (American lobster), 825 nucleotides long. RefSeq lists its product as uncharacterized. The transcript has 5 exons. The record is from RefSeq and is a predicted model, not a curated record. Lineage: Eukaryota; Metazoa; Arthropoda; Malacostraca; Decapoda; Nephropidae. Gene Ontology annotation, cellular component: BLOC-1 complex. Bases 99 to 623 code for a protein of 174 amino acids.
AGUGGAGAAGAAAACGUGACAAAAAUCAGCUGAUAAAUACAACAUAACUCGUCCGUGGGUGGGAGAAGGCAUUUGACCUUAAUAGUUUAAAGUUAACAAUGUCUGGUGAUUAUGAUACAGAUAAGAGAGAGCAGUUACUGAGACAAACUGCAGAUGAUUACGCCUCCUAUUGUGAAGUUGAUGCUUCACCACAAAGAGCCGCUCUUGAUCAUGAACUGGAGUCGAUGUUGACGAGAUUAGAAGAAUAUGGAAGUCUUCUUGAAAGAACUCGCAGUGAGAGUCGACACACACUAGAUGUCCUGGUACCUCAGGUGUACUCACAUUAUCAGGCACUGCAACGCACAUUCCAGAGUAUUGACCAUUUGGAAAUAUUAGUGAAACAUGUUAAAGAAGACCUGGUUAAGAUGGAGACUUGUGUAAGCCAAGCUGAGACAGACAUAGGCUCUAGUCAUGGAUUUACAACAGUCAUAAGACCACUUUUCUUUAAAAAAGAUCAACUUCCCAUCAGAACCCCAACAUCAUCACAGCUCUCCUUUCAACCGCCAAAAAUUUUUCAUGCUGAGGAUUAUUUCACAAGUACUGGUGAAGUUACUGAUGCUCCCAGCUCACAACUGCAAGAGUAGCAAAGCUACAUACUUUUGUUGAUGGUUACCAUCAUUGCCUUAUUUUUAUUGUUGUUAAUUGCCUUCACUUUUAAACAAUUACCACUUAUUAUACAUCAGUUAUUGCAUGAAAUAACUAUAUUUUGUUGAGUUUUUAUAACAUAUUGGGUUACUGUGCUGUCUUGUGUUGGAGACAUGUACAUAAAUGUUAUCAAAGAAAUUA